CUGUAUACCACUCUAUCUUAUCCUUCAUCUAAACAAUCGGACACCACGUUUCAUCAUGUCUGCCGCAGAAAAAAUUACCGUCUCGCACAAUGAGUCUUUGGCGCUCAAUAUGACCGAAACCUUUGAUGACAGCAAAGGCAAAACUCAGCCUCCGCCAAAUCACUCGAGUUCUAUGCCACCGAGAAAAUUCAUUGAACCAGCCGCCAUCGGCUUUUCCGCGUUUGCCUUGUGCUCUUUUGUGCUAGGGCUUUAUAACUCUGGCUUGGUGACCCAUCUACCGCAGGUGGCUAUUGGCGUGAGCUUUGGCGCCGGAGCCGUGGGGCAAUUUAUCGCGGCCAUUUGCGAAAUUUAUCUUGGCAAUACCUAUAGUGCUACUACAUUUUUGACGUACUCUGGCUUUUUCUUCACUUAUGGUAUCAUGUUUAUGCCCAGUUCCGGAUUCAUGUCAGCUGCUAUGGAAGCAGGUGGAUUGGCGGAACUUGAACGAUGCAUGGGUCUUGUUAUGGCUGGGUAUGCCAUUGUGUCCUUUCUUUUCUUCCUUGGAACGUUCCGACAGCCUUGGUUGGUUCGACUCGUAUUGCUUCAGGUCUUUCUUACCUUUUUCUUUGGUGCAUUGGGUGCCUUUACUGGUGUCGCGGGACUCACCAAAGCCGGAGGCUGGCUGUCUUUCACCUUGGCAGUUACUGCAUGGUACAUAAUGUGUGCUAUUCUCUAUCAAGACAACACCACAUUUAUCAAGCUUCCUUUCUUUUAAAUAAUAAUUUUUUCUUUUAUAUAAAACCAUUGAUAACCAUGUUUCCCUUAAAGCUGUAACUUGCUCCCCUUUUGCCUCUAUAACAUAUUUGCUUUCUUUUCCA
Radiomyces spectabilis is the source of this 857-nucleotide messenger RNA. Its product is annotated as GPR1/FUN34/yaaH family-domain-containing protein. The transcript has a single exon. Gene Ontology annotation, molecular function: acetate transmembrane transporter activity. Gene Ontology annotation, cellular component: plasma membrane. The record is from RefSeq and is a predicted model, not a curated record. Bases 56 to 754 code for a protein of 232 amino acids. Lineage: Eukaryota; Fungi; Mucoromycota; Mucoromycetes; Mucorales; Radiomycetaceae.